This is a messenger RNA of Dromaius novaehollandiae (emu), 2742 nucleotides long. It is a transcript of the gene VRK1, whose product is annotated as VRK serine/threonine kinase 1. Gene Ontology annotation, molecular function: protein serine/threonine kinase activity; ATP binding. The record is from RefSeq and is a predicted model, not a curated record. Gene Ontology annotation, cellular component: cytoplasm; nucleus. The coding region runs from base 7 to 1476 and encodes 489 amino acids. NCBI's taxonomy places the organism in Eukaryota, Metazoa, Chordata, Aves, Casuariiformes, Dromaiidae. Gene Ontology annotation, biological process: signal transduction; peptidyl-serine phosphorylation. The transcript has 14 exons.
CGGCCAAUGGGCGCGGGCGAUGGUGGGAGGUGGGCGCCGGGGCGGGCGGGCCGCCUCAGGGCUCCUCGCAGUGCGGGAAUUUCGGACGGGGCGCAAGGAGCGGCGCGCCGGGCCUCGGGGACUGAGGAGCCUCAAGUGAAAAUGCCAUAUAUGAAGAAGACUUCUGGAAAAAGAGCUCCUGCAAAGAGGAAACUUGCUGAAGAGUUUGCUGUAGGAGAGGUUCUAGCAGAUAUAACCAAAAAAGAAUGGAAAUUAGGUGUCCCUAUAGGGCAAGGAGGCUUUGGACGCCUGUAUCUUGCUGAUGUUAAUUCUUCAAAGUCGGUUGGCAGUGAUGCACCUUAUGUUGUAAAAGUGGUUCGUGGCUUAAUACUGGUCGGAACAAAUCCUGUGGUCUGCUCCACAAAGAGGAGCUGCAAAACUGUUGUCUUGGCUCCACUGUUUUUUGGGGAACCCAGCCAGAAUGGACCUCUUUUUACUGAGUUAAAGUUCUACAUGCGAGCUGCUAAGCCAGAUGAAAUUCAGAAGUGGACUAAGUCCUAUAAACUGAAAUAUUUAGGUGUCCCAAGAUACUGGGGUUCUGGCUUGCAUGAAAAAAGUGGAAACAGCUAUCGGUUUAUGAUAAUGGACAGGUUUGGGAGAGAUCUUCAGAAGAUAUAUGAAGAGAAUGCAAAGCGAUUUGCCCACAAAACUGUACUACAGUUAGGCCUGAGAAUACUUGAUAUUCUGGAAUAUAUCCAUGAACACGAAUAUGUGCAUGGAGACAUCAAGGCCUCAAAUCUUCUUCUGAGUUACAAGAAUCCUAAUCAGGUAUACUUGGUGGAUUAUGGGCUUGCCUACCGAUACUGUCCUGAAGGAGUUCACAAAGCAUAUAAAGAAGAUCCUAAAAGGUGUCAUGAUGGAACUAUUGAAUAUACCAGUAUUGAUGCACACAAGGGUGUGGCUCCAUCAAGACGUGGUGAUCUGGAGAUCUUAGGUUACUGUAUGAUUCAUUGGCUUAGUGGCCAUCUGCCAUGGGAGGAUAAUUUGAAAGAUCCAAACUUUGUCAAAGACUCAAAAAUCAGAUGUAGAGAUAAUAUUUCAGAUUUGAUGGACAAAUGUUUUCCAGGGAAAAAUAAACCAGAUGAAAUAGCCAAAUAUAUGGAAAAGGUGAAGCUACUGAGCUAUGAAGAGAAACCUGUAUAUCAGCAUUUCCGAGAAAUACUUCUGCAAGGCCUCAGGGCCAUUGGGCAAAGAGAUGAUGGAGUACUUGACUUUGGCUUGUCAGAGAAUGGAGACUUGCAAACAAAGCCCUUGCAAAAGAAGAAAAGGAAGACAGCAGCUGCAGCUGAUGAGAGCACUGAAGCAGAAAUGGAAGAUGUAGGAAGUCCACAGAAAAAGAAACCUACUUCUUCUAAAGCAGUGGCUACCAAAACACGGAAGAUGACCUCACCAAAAACCAAGAAAGGCACAGCAACCAGAAAGAAAGUCCAGAAGUAGAUGAAACAAAAUAAGUUGCUCUUCUAUUCACCUCUCUUUUUCUCAGUUACUGUAGCACUGGAUUCUUUUUUUUCCCCACUUUUAAAUGAUAAAUCCUGUAAAAAUAUUAGACUGCUGUUUGUACCUGUUUUUUGAAAAAUAAAUGUUUUAUUAAAAUAUUUGCAUAAUUUAUGUAUACUUUGACGCAAAUGCAAAAUUUUGCAAACUUUGAAGUGAAGAUGCAUUUUUAUUUUUUAUUUACACAAAUUCAUGUCUUAAGGGCAAGCUUGAAAAAAGUGCUUUUGGCUGCUUUAAAAUGUAGAAAUAAAGCCUUAUUAUUUAGUUAUUGCUGCUUUUUAAGGAGCCAGCAGUGUUGUAUCUGAUUUGGUUUAAUUUUGAGUAUAGUCUUAUUGGAGGUUACUUAGAUGAAUGCUUAGACCAUUGCACGGUCAGAGGUCUGAAAUAAUAGAGACAUCUCUUAAGUACUGCUCAAGUGUUUGAAUUAAAACAAGAAAACUCAACAGCAAAAUCAAGUUUCACAUCCGCUCUAGUUUUUUACAGAAUGGAAGUGUUUAAACAGUUUACAGCAACAUCAUGUGCUCUUUGUAGGAGAGGUGAAUUUAGAUAAGUUUUUUUGCAUAGUAUUCUGUUUGUUUUACUUUUCCAAUUAUUUAUAGUUUCUUGAGAGAGAGACCAGAAUUUCUAAUACAGGGCCCAGGGGGGAAGUCCCUCCCCAGCCUUGCCUCAGGUUUUCUUUUUAUAUUAGUGAAAAUGCUAGAAAAGUUAUGAAGAAUGGUAUCAUAAGGUAUCUAUUUCUAGUGAAAGCUUGACUCAGUUGUGCUUCUCAUAGCAAAUUAAAUGAUUUCAGGAUUUUUUUUAAUAGUUGAGAAAUGAGUAUGCUUCCAAAAUCUUUUUAAAAGCACUUUUUGCUGGCUUUUAAGUCUUCUCUUCAGAGUUUUAAGUCAAAAUAUGCAAUGUUUAAUUUUAAUGUGAAAUACCCACUACUUUGCAUUUUGAUUCUGCAAAUAUGCAUGGAAUUUGGGCAUGACCAUCAUUCUUAUCAGGGAGACUGCUUUAUGAAGUUUGACAAAUCGGAAGAAAUCCAUAUGAGCCUUAGAAAGUGUAUUUCUGUGGAUCUCCUGUGUUUUGCUUGCUUGGUUGUGUAAUGUCUGAGUAGCCACACACUGAUACAAAUAUGUUUUUGCGUAAAAUGCUGAAUGAAUGCUGGGGUUAGGUUUUGAAAAGAAGAAAAUUAGGGUUUUUUGAAAUAAAAACUGGAGAAACAUA